AUGGCAUCUUACAAUACCCAACCACAGGCUCACCAGCAUCACCAUGCGGCCUCCUUCAACGCGGCCGUUUCAAUGGGCUCUUCUGCGCCAGCUGGCACCUUCGUGCCAGGCACCAAAGUGCAAGUAGGCAACCACCGCGUCGUGAUCGAGAAAUACCUGUCCGAGGGCGGCUUUGCACACGUCUAUGUCGUUAAACUGCCCCAGCCCAUCGAUGGCGCCGAGACCGCCGUGCUCAAGAGAGUGGCGGUUCCUGACAAAACCGCCCUGGCCGGCAUGCGGACCGAGGUUGAGACGAUGAAGAAGCUCAAGGGCCACCGCCACAUUGUGAAAUACAUGGACUCGCAUGCCUCCCAGCUCAAGGGUGGCGGCUACGAGGUGUUUUUGCUCAUGGAGAAUUGCCAAGGCGGUGGUCUGAUCGACUUUAUGAACACCAGGCUGCAGCACCGUCUGACCGAACCCGAGAUUAUCAAGGUCUUUUCCGACGUGGCCGAGGGCGUUGCCUGCAUGCACUACUUGAAGCCUCCGCUGCUGCACCGAGAUCUCAAAGUUGAGAAUGUGCUCAUAUCGCUGACCGGCAAGAACCCGGUCUACAAACUCUGUGAUUUUGGCUCGACCGCUCCUCCGCGCCCAGCAGCCACGUCCGGCGCAGAGGGUCGUCUCAUCGAGGAUGACAUCCAAAGACACACCACUAUGCAGUACCGAAGCCCUGAAAUGAUUGACGUUUAUCGAAAGCAGCCCAUCGACGAGAAAAGUGAUAUUUGGGCAUUGGGUGUCUUAUUAUACAAGCUCUGCUACUAUACCACCCCAUUCGAAGAGGUUGGCCAGAUGGCCAUUCUCAACGCCAGCUAUAAAUUUCCCUCAUAUCCCACAUUUUCUGACCGACUUAAGAGACUCAUUAGCUCAAUGCUCCAAGAGAAUCCCCAACGACGGCCCACAAUUUAUGAAGCGCUGAAAGAAGCUUGCAGCAUACAAGGAAAGGAUGUUCCUAUCCGAGAUAUCUAUGCGCAGCGAACACAGUCUGAAGCUCGCCGCCAGCAAGAGCUCCCUCCUUCCUCCUCCGAGACACCCAGAGUCGGUGCUGUUUUCUCCCCUCCCAUGCAAGAGACGAAAAUUAUUCCUGAAAUCGCACCAAUGCGUCGCGGUCGCCCAACCAAGUCGGCAUCCCAACAAAACUCUGCUCACCCAAGCCCCUCGCCGUAUCGGGGCACGCCUUCUAAUGAUCCGUUCGCUGUGCUGGACGGCGGGAAAUCCAAGGGUGAGAGUGCCGACGAACUCUCAAACCGGUUCCCCACACUUGAUCAAUUCUCUUUGUUGCACGAGAAGGGAGGCAAGUUUGACUUUGAGCCUUCAGCCGGGGGCGAGGCAAAGCCUGAACCGGUAGAGCUCUCUCAAAGAGUCACCAAUGCAUUGGCAGAUGAUGCCUUUGUCAAACCGGCUUCUCCUGCUCUGUUGCCCAAGAAAGAAGUCACCGAAAGUCAACAAAAACCAGUGCGCGCACCCUCUGUGGACAAGAAGCAGAAGGAGUCGCCGAGUCUUAGGGGUGAGCCGGAUCGUGGCCAGUUGCAACAACCACAACAACUGCAAGACGCCGACGCUCGAAAGCCGCAAAUGAAAUCCACCGGUACUAUGACAGAAGUGUCGCCUUCACCAAACGUAGAAAGCCGGUCCUCUUCGAACCGUCCGAUCUACAGAUUUCCACAGUCUUCCAAUGAGCGACGACAGCCUAGUCAGUCGUGGCCUGAGAGAAAUCGAAUGUCAGGUAGCGUUCCCUCGCAGACGACAACAAUUGACAGAGUGGAACCCAAGCCCAAGCCUUCGUCUGAAAGGAUUCCUCAGGUCUCUACUAGCUCUGCUCGGCCCUCAAUGGAGGCUUCUUCACGACCUUCACUACGAGACCUUGAUGAAGCGUAUCUUCGCCCCAAGUCAGCGAACUCGCGUUCUCGACCUUCCAGUAUUCAUAUUGCCGGUGGGGGCGACUCUCUCGGAGACAAGGGAUUUACGAGUGCACCACAGGAUCAAUAUGAAGAUGGAGAACCCCUCCAACAUGCACGAACAGAUGGAGACUGGAGUACCGAACGCCCCAACAUCGGCUCUGACGUUGACUAUCUUCGCGCGCGUGAGGAGGAAGAGCUUGCUCGCAAAAAGGAAAAGCGACUCAGCAGUGGCUCGAUGAAACAUGCCAAGCGGUCCAGCCUGUCGUCGUUGGCUGUCUCUGGAAGAGGGCUUCUUUCUGGCCGAUUCGGGGAGGCUUUCCGCCGGUUCGAACAGAAUACGUCAGACAAGAGUCGCACCCCGUCUCCAAAUGAAGUAGAGAGACGCCUGCCUCCUAUCGAUGGCUCCGAGGCGACAGACCGAAGUGACGAUGGGCAUAUUGAUUCCGGGUAUACAGACAUUUCGCCAGAAAUGAGGCGAGAGAUGGAAAGACGGCGACUUUCUCAGGAGGAGAAACGAGUCGCUAAUGCGGCAGCUGAGUAUCGACUCCGUGUGUCUGGACGAAAUGGAGCAGGGGGCCGGGAUGGAGUCAAGGCAGCUGCCAUUCAAAACAAAGUACAGUCGUUGCUUCAGGACAACACUAAAUCGGCGCCAAAGACAGCGUCUGGUUAUGGCAAGUACACCGAGUCCGAGUCAGGCGAGACUGGGCAGACACCAGAGGCGGAAAACAGAGAAUAUGUGCCACGCCUCCCCACCAGACCCAAACCUCCUCCAAAGGACACCAGACUGGUAAUUGGCAGUCAGGGCGGUGGUGGUGGAUUUGUACAACCUCAAGCACCCAGCGAGGGAGUGUCGCCAUCGUCACGCGGUCCGCAGCAACGGCCGAUGGCACCACCCAAGCCGAAGAACCUUCGCACGGGGCCAACAGGCAACACGCCGACUUCUGAACGUGCGCCUACUUUACCUAUUUUUCGUUUCUCGUUUCUCGUCCCGACCAUGGCGCCUGUAACGCUGAGCACUGUUGACAGUGAGUUGAAAGACGUGAUUCAGCAACUAUUCGAGAUCCAGUCUGCCGUGCAUGGAUACCUAGGCGCAGAAUCGCAGACCGAGCUCGUCCGCAAAAUAAAAACCCUCACUCUCUCCUUAUCAACACUCUCCAAAGACACAAAGACAGCAGCAACAGACCCCUCGGUUCUCGCCGAAGAAGCCAAUUUUCCUUCAACAACAAAAAAAUCAAACGACCCCCCCAUCGCAAACGUACGACUGCCACCCGAAAUCAUCGACUAUGUCGACGCAGCGCGCAAUCCAGAUAUCUACACGCGAGAGUUUGUCGAGCUGGUGCAGCGCGGAAACCAGGAUCUCAAGGGCAAACAAGAUGCCUUUUCUAGUUUUCGAGAUGUGCUGGCGCAAUAUUUUUACUUCCCCGGCUCUGUACUGGCCGGCAGCCAUGUCUUUUGCCGGCAUCGCGCCUCUGUCUCCAGCAUGGCGUCGACCGUCAGCUCUACCCCCAGCGAUGGCAUCACCGGCGGUUACACAGGCAACGACUUGGGCCUCGAAAUCACCAUAGCCACGUUUACCGGCGUGGCCUGGUACAACGCCAUCGAGCUGCUCGUGCUUGUCUUUGUGACCUUUCAGCGCUACAACGGACUCUAUUUUUGGAGCCUGCUCAUCUCUUCCGCCGUCGGCGUGAUACCUUACUCGAUUGGGUUUUUGAUGAAGUUUUUCCAGCUCACCUCGGCGACUUGGCUGUCCGUCACCUUUUUGACGGUGGGCUGGUAUGCCAUGGUGACGGGCCAGUCUAUGGUGCUGUAUUCUCGGCUGCAUCUGCUGAACCGCAACCCCAAGAUUCUGCGACCCGUGCUGUGCAUGAUUAUCGUCAAUGCGAUCGCGCUGCACAUUCCGACUACCGUCUUGACCUAUGGAUCGAAUUUCGGCAGCCCACGAGACACCUUUGUGGCGGGGUACAACGUGAUGGAAAAGAUCCAGAUGACCGGGUUUUGUCUGCAAGAGUUUAUCCUCUCGGGCAUUUAUAUUUAUGAAGCUGUCGGCCUGCUCAAGGCAAACCCGGAACACGGCAGUCGCAAGAUCAUGUACCAGCUGCUUUGCAUCAAUCUAGUGAUUAUCACAAUGGACGUCGGUUUGCUUGUCGUCGAGUACAUGAAUUUGUACAUGGUCGAAACCACCCUCAAGGGCGCCAUCUACAGCAUCAAACUGAAACUCGAGUUUGCCGUGUUGGGUAAACUGGUGCACCUUGUGAAAACGCACGGCUGGAAACCAGAGGUCUCGAUCCAGGGCAACGCCGGCGAUGCUUUUCCGGAUUUUGUGGAUGCCACUCGCGUCACGUCGGACGUUACCCAUGCGAGUCCGCCGCCUCAUCAUCAUCCUCAUCCUCGAGGAUCCUCCUUUCAGUCCCCGUUUAUGAACCACGACGACGUCUCGAUUGCCAUGUUUGAGCACUCUGCGCCCCCGGUGACUCCAGACCCGGAACAGCAGCCGCGGCAUUCUUCGACAUCCGAGUCGUGGAGUGGCGAAACGCAGACGAACCGCAUCGAGCCCGUGCGUGGCCUCGAGGCGAUUGAUUUUGAGAUGUCAGGACGUUUUCAGAGCCACGACAGUCAUACCUACAACGACCACCCGGGGGCCGGUUCCAGGGACGGGGACACCAGUGCCAGUGCCGGCGGGAACGGCGGGGACGAUGGUGGUAGGGGGAGCCGGGGGAGCCUGGGUGGGAGUGAGAGUGAUGGUCGACAGGCUGGUGGUAGGCACGCAGGUGGUGACGGUGAUGACCGAGACCUGAGGAGCCGGGGGCGACGAGACGACGGGGUAAGGAGCAGGGCUGGUGUUGCCAGCAGGGGGAGCCGGAGGAGCAGGCUGGGACACAACCGAGGUGACGGCCGGAGGAGGAACAGCAGGUCCGGAAGGAGUCACAGCUGGAGGAGCCGGGGCCGGGGCAGUCGAGGUCUGACGAGCUGGGCAGUUGGUGACGGUGGGAGCGCACGAGGUGAUGGUCUCGAUGUCAACGGAGGUCACGGUGACCUGGGCGGCGGCAGCGCCAGCAAGGAGGGCAAUGGUAGCGAGAGAGAACUGCAUUUUGACUGGGAAACAACAAUACCAAGGCAGCAAAUAACAGGGUGGAGAAAUAAACGUCUCCGUGGGGCCCAGAGCCUUAUCGCCCAGUGUGAGUGCAGGCUUGCCCUGCCUGGCGCCCGCCCCCCCUCUUUCCCUCCAGCCCAACCCUCGUCCAGACGCCCGCUUCAGCCGUGCAUUAUUAUUUCUCUCGUCCUGUUUCCUCCUCGACUUGUCCUGCCUCACGUUCGUUAUCCUCUGUUCGCAUCGUCGUGUCUGGUUCUUCUCCCGCCUUCUCUCGAGCCUCUCCCCGCGACCGAGUCAGUAUUCGUUCGACAAGGAAGGGAAACCUCCAAAAGGUCGACUGAUCUGACCUCAACCCUUCUCUACGUUCGUUCAGCUUGUGCAGAGAAAGAGAGACACUUUGACAAAAUUGAGAGAAGAGACAGCAGAAUUCUUUACAAGCUGGCGGACGAUCUGCAUUCAAACCAGCCCCAGCCGGGCCUUGAUCACAGCCGUACCACCACCACCACCACCAACAACAUGUCUUCGCCAGCACCCCUUCUGAGGCCACCGGUGCCUGGCGCCCGGAGCAACAGUGGCUCGCGAACACCCAGGCUCACUCUGGGAAUCCCACCGUCCCCCAGUAUGAGACCAGUCAACCCACCAAAUGGAGGAGAAGCAAGUAACGUCUCUGACAUCCCUCUGCCCCGACCUUCCGCCACCCGCCCUGGCCCACCACCGCUUCGAUUAAGCACACCAAUGCUCAAUACAAAUGCAUCGAGCGACAAUGGCAGGCCAAUUCUUCAGUUGGCACCGCUUUCCACCGGCGGUUCGACUGACAAUGGUCUGUCCAGAUCUGGCAACAACAUCCACCCGGACGGCAGAAACAGCGGCCCGACCAGCGCCUCUUCGUCUUCCUAUUCUACCCUGUCCUUUGCCACGGGCGGUCUUCGUCACCCAGCUGGAACACCCGAUCCGUCAUCCGCAAUCAGCUCGGUUUACUCUGACCGAGAAAAUGGAGUAUCCAUGGAGAGAGACAACAGCGUCAACGGCCUGUUGCCCGAUCUCGAUAAAUUGAGCCUCGACAUGGGUCGACCUCUCGACGUCGAAGACCUCGACGACGAUGGAUGGUUGGCUGCCAGUGAGCAGAAGAAAAUCAACGAACUGGGCGGCCUUGGAGAAGGUGCCGGUGGUGCAGUCACGAGAUGCAAAUUGAAAGGCGCCAACACUGUUUUUGCCCUAAAAAUCAUUACUACGGAUCCAAACCCCGACGUGAAGAAGCAGAUUAUCCGAGAACUCAAUUUCAACAAAGACUGCGCAUCCGAACAUAUUUGCCGUUACUACGGAGCUUUCAUGGACAAAUCGACGGGCACGAUUUCCAUUGCCAUGGAGUUUUGCGAGGGUGGUAGUCUAGACAGCAUCUACCGUGAAGUGAGGAAGCUGGGUGGCAGGACCGGCGAGAAAGUACUCGGCAAAGUCGCCGAGGGCGUUCUCAAUGGACUGUCCUACCUCCAUAGCCGAAAGAUUAUCCACCGAGACAUCAAACCGUCCAACAUUCUGUUGUGCCGAAACGGGCAGGUCAAGCUUUGCGAUUUCGGCGUCAGCGGAGAAUUCGGAACCAAGGGAGAUGCCAACACUUUUAUUGGCACCUCGUACUAUAUGGCCCCUGAGCGGAUUACGGGCCAGUCAUAUACUAUUACGUCAGACGUGUGGUCUCUGGGAGUGACUCUUUUGGAAGUCGCUCAACACCGCUUUCCUUUCCCUGCCGAUGGGACCGAAAUGCAGCCUCGCGCUGGAUUAAUUGAUCUUCUCACAUACAUUGUCAGCCAACCGAUACCAAGGUUGAAAGACGAGCCCGAGAACAAUAUCCACUGGUCGGAUAAUUUCAAAUACUUUAUUGAAUGCUCUCUCGAAAAAGACCCCCCGCGACGAGCCACCCCUUGGCGGAUGCUGGACCAUCCGUGGAUGCAGGACAUCAGAACCAAAAAGGUCAAGAUGGCCAACUUUAUCAGGGAGGUAUGGGGAUGGACCGAGUAG
Molecule: messenger RNA, 7038 nt
Organism: Talaromyces rugulosus
Lineage: Eukaryota; Fungi; Ascomycota; Eurotiomycetes; Eurotiales; Trichocomaceae
Exons: 11
Coding region: 1-7038 (2345 amino acids)
Biological process (GO): regulation of transcription by RNA polymerase II; protein phosphorylation
Cellular component (GO): cytoplasm; mediator complex
Molecular function (GO): protein serine/threonine kinase activity; transcription coregulator activity; ATP binding
Source: RefSeq, a predicted model, not a curated record